AUGGCUUCUAGCAAUACUAUUGGUUCCUGCUCCGGUACCAAAAAGAAGUUGAAGAACACCAUUCAUUGUGAUGGUGCGAGGAAUAUUAGGGUUGCAAUUCCAGAUGAUAUCAUGAUGUUGAUCGUAAGCAAGUUAGAUAUAGAGGACUUACAAUGUUUUAGUGCAGUCUGCAAGUCCUGGCAAUGUAUUGCUCUUUCUGAAAAGAAAAUACGGCAUUUGUAUCCACGAACUCAACUCCCGUGGCUCAUGCUUUCCUCCUUAGAGGCUCCUGUAACUGGGUUUUUCAGUCUUAGCCAUGGCAAAGUUUUAAGAUUAGAAUUAACUGAAGCCUAUGGCGCUCGGUGUUUUGGGUCUAAUUGGGGAUGGUUGAUAAUGGUGGGUACCAUGGGACACAAUUUCCUUCUAAAUCCAUUUACAAGGGUUGUCAUUGAACUACCACCACAGAGCACUCUUCCUAUCCAGUAUGACUAUGGAGCAUUUCCUUCACUUUUGCGACAUGCACCUUCAUACAGCCAUAUUAACAAGGCUAUGCUGUUGUCAGCUCCCAAUAACAACAAAGAUGAUGAUUGUGUGGUUAUUGCCAUUGACUGUAACUCCCAUUUAGCCUUCUGCAGGAUAGGGGAUGAAGUGUGGACGGCCUUGGGAAUACAUUUCGAAGAUAUUAUUUUUUACAAUGGAAAAUUGUUUGGGAUUAGUAGAAAAUUUGUUCUUAAAAUUGUGGAAUUGUGUCUUGAUCCGAAAGUAACAAGUUGUAACAUUCCUCCUCCAGCAGAUGAGGAUCUUAGCCUUCCCACUAAGAAGCUUAAGAAGUCAUUUUAUUUGGUGGAAUGUCUUGGAGAGUUAUUGAUGGUUAUAAAAUGUUACUUUCAUGAUGAAUUGGGAUACUUAGAAAAGUUGGUGUUCAAGAUAUUCAAGUUAGAUCUAAAAGGAGGAAGCUGGAUUAAGGUGGAGGACUUGGGUGAUCAGAUGCUAUUUAUUGGCAAAAGUACUGCCUUGUCAAUCUCGGCACGGGACUACCCUGGAUUUAAAGGAAACUGCAUAUACUACACAAAAAAUGAAGAGGCACGCUUUGUUGAUGCUUUUAUAUCUGAAACUGCAGCUGAAUUGGUUCACUUGGAAGAUAACAGAAUUGAACCUUUUAUCUCAAAUGAUUCCGGCGUUUGUCUGUGUUCUCCCAUCUGGUUCACACCUUUUUCUUGGUAG
This is a messenger RNA of Macadamia integrifolia, 1203 nucleotides long. RefSeq names its product putative F-box protein At4g17565. The coding region runs from base 1 to 1203 and encodes 400 amino acids. Gene Ontology annotation, molecular function: protein binding. The record is from RefSeq and is a predicted model, not a curated record. The transcript has a single exon. NCBI's taxonomy places the organism in Eukaryota, Viridiplantae, Streptophyta, Magnoliopsida, Proteales, Proteaceae.